This is a messenger RNA of Leptosia nina, 1695 nucleotides long. The record is from the annotation of a GenBank genome assembly. NCBI's taxonomy places the organism in Eukaryota, Metazoa, Arthropoda, Insecta, Lepidoptera, Pieridae.
AUGGACCCACCAUCACCAUGGAAAACGCCGAACCAAGUUAUGCAGAUACACAAACUAAAAAUACGGAAAAAAGCAUUGCAGGACCGUAUGAAACAGUCAUCAGCUACAGAAGAAUCAAGUUCACAUAACAAUUCGACAAAUGAUUUAGAUUUUUCAAGGAUUCUCAGAGGAGAUAAAAGAAAAAAUCCAUUUUCCAAAAAUGCUGUUGAGCAAAGCAAGAAAGCAAAAGUUGAAGAUACACAGUUAAAUGAAUCUAAUGAUAAAACACUAUUUGCAUUACUGAAGUUACCAGCAAAAAUUCCUGAAAAGCCACCACAUGAAGUUGACUCAGAGAAAUUAUCAACAUUUUCUAAUUUACUGCAAAAGUUCACAGCCGACCAUACCAUCGAAAAUAAGAUAACAGAAAGUAAAUACAAAAAACUACCUAUAGACUGGGCCUUAAAGACAAAGUUAAGACUAAUGUCAGCUAAACCUUUUCCAUGGACAAAUAAAUUGAAAGCAAGUGAAGAAGCUUCAGGGAUUACAGGGUUUGUGAGGUGUCUAGACACAACAUCAUCAUCAACGUUGGACACAUCACCACGGGCUAGAUUUCAUCAAACAUGUCUAUACUGGCAACAUCCAAGUCUGCCCUGGCUUAAUCUCUUCCCACGUUCGUCUGGCAAAGUUGCAGCUACCAGCUUCAUGGCAACAAACGAGGAGGUCAAACAAGCUCUACUGACUGAGUGGACAGAAAGUUUUAGAUCUUUAUUUCAGUUACUGCGUGCACUGCAUUGUCCAUAUUUCUAUGUAUGUGGAAAUACUUUUACUUGUCUAUUUUUGGCGGCUGGAUUGUGUGGUUUACCUGAGCCUGCAGCUCUUAUUGCACCUACUACUAGAGGCUUCCGACAAACUUUAAGGCAAGAAGAUGUGGAGUACACAAUGCCCCUUCGGCCUGACAACAAGAAGCGUCUAAACACAUCCGACGACGAUAGGAAGAACUCAUCGCAUGAUAGUUGCUAUGAUACUAUGGACGGCGGCACCAAUGGGAAGUGCCCUUCGGAGGAUGAAGACGAUCCACAUGAAUUUCUAUCUCAAAUGGGUCUCGCAACCGAAGAAAUCAAUAAGAUACACAAUGCACAGGCCCGAUUAGCUCAAAACGCAGAGAGCUCUGUAGAUAAUGCAGCCGAGUCACUAGUGUUAGUGCGUGGGGCUGAUGCGCAAGCGCUGUUUAACUUCCUCCUCAACUGCAAGUCGCUGGUCAGUCCCAUUGGUCCCUACGCGGGAGUUCCCCCCACACUACUAUCUCCUACUGCUUUCCAUGGAGGUGCACUGCAAUCACUUAAGGUCCGAGAGAACGUUAUUCUGUCAGAUAGUAAGAAGUACUAUUCAAUAGAAUUAAGGGGACCCUUGCUGCCCACCGCAAUACAUUCCAUCUUCAAUGUUCUGAAGACAACAUCAAAAGCGCAGUUCAGCGCGACGUUCGCACAUCACCAGCCUUCGCUGGCUUUCUCGUGGGCUGCUAAGAUUAUUGCUGAAGACGAAUCAUCUAAAGAGAACGAACCAAAUCAUUUUGCCAACGCCUUCAAGAAGGAGAACCUUUCCGACUGCGGCAUCAGUGAUGAAUUAUUGACACAUUUCUGUUCUUCGGAGCCAGGAUCCAUAUUGUGUCUAGAUAGUGUUAAGUAUGACGCUGAGAAUGACACUUAUACGUGGUAA